ACCACGCUUCGCUACAUUAUUGCGUGAUUUAGCCUGUAUGGGAGGAAAGUGAAGAAAACAGAACAUUAAAAUGCAUAGGCAAAGUGGUCUGACGGCAGCGGAAGGAUUUACUUGUAAUCCUUAAAAAUACGUUGUGCCAACGAAGAAUGUCAGGGACAUCAAAUGUAGAAUCUGCUGAAGGAGUAGUCUCCAAAGUUAAAGUCAAAAAGCAGAUCAAGACUAUCGUGAAGGAUUUGGAGACCAUACUGGGAGACUUGAGGGAUGUAGCCAAGGAACUCAAAGAGGUUGUGCAUGAGAUCGACUCCCUCACGUGUGACCUACAGCUGGAGGAGGAGAUGACAGACAGUUCCAAGACAGACACCCUGAACAGCAGCUCUAGCAGCACCACCACCACCACCACAGCCUCCAGCAUCGACAAGAUCAAGAUCGCCAUCUUUAGGCCCCCAUCUGUCAGCCACGCCAUCCUGACCGUGAUGAAGAAGCCCCACCCUCCGCUGCCCCCUCCCAGGCUGACACCUAUCAAAGCAGAGGAGCACAACAAGAACCCACUAUCAGGGAGCCUACUAGCCAAGGCUAACGGGACUCUUAUGCGUAAUGGUGUUUUCCCAGGGAAGCCAAACAGAGACUUAUCGUGUUGCAUCUCCAAUAGUACAAAGGAAGAGAGAGGACGUAUGCCUAUGCCUUUGCUACGGCAUGAAAAGACCAAAUGCCCCCAGGCAACCCGGGAGAGGGUCCGAUUCAGUGAAAAGGUCCAGUAUCACGGGUACUGCCCUGACUGUGACCUGCAAUAUGACGUUGACAACACAGAUAUGCCCUUACAGACAGAAUGUACUGAUGACAUGAGCCCUGUCCAUCAGUGUUCCUCCUCCUCACCACCAUCCCAGCUCACGUUAGAAAAUGGCGGUCUAAGUGUCAGCCAUAGUUUCCCUCCUACAAAACUGCCUUGUGUGCCUCAUUCUAACCCUUCCCUGAAACCACAGAAAACCAUCCUUCGAAAAUCAACCACCACAACGGUUUGAUGUUAAUCACCCUUAAUUUAAAUAUUUCUAAAUAAUUUAUAGUGUUUUCUAUUUCAUGAGCACUUUCUACUCCAGUCAAACGUGGAUUAUCUAAACGAUGAGGAAAAAAGAGCGCUAGAAGACGUGGCCUUGAGCUCAGAAAUGCACAAGGAGAGAAUGAACGGUGAGGUCCUUCUGGGUAAAAGUCGAAACAGCCUUUACUGACAUGAAACGGAUCAAUUUUGGUUCAUCAUACAGUCACUGAGAACGAGGCUCCCUACCGUUGACAGAAUACCAAAUCCUCUGAGCCAAGGCCAAAUAAUUCAUCCUCAUAGAGAAUUGUAAGACAUAGUAGCACAGUUUUAUUCAUGGGAUAAGCAUGGUAAAAGUUCAAAUGUAAUGCAAACAUAAGAUGAAAACAUUGCAUCCAAAUGUGACUGGUUCAUUUACAAUUGAAAUGGAGAUUCUAUGUAUAAUUAUAGGCAGUGGAAUUACUGAUGUCCCCAGCAUUCUGAGAACUCUUCAAGGGUGGGAAGUCUGCUUAUAGCAGACAUUCCUAUUGAAAGUGAGAAAGAGAGAAACAUAACCAUGUUCAUGUUACUUUCUUAUGACAUAAUUUGAACAAGAACAGACACACUCAGUUCAUAAUUGUAUGUGUUGGUUACAGGUUUUUGUGAAUUGUGGGAUAUUAGACAUAAACAGCCAGUAAAAUCUGCUGGACAAGAUGUGUUGAUCUGCAGUGACUGCUCUUAAUAUACAGGAACAUGAAAUACAUACAUGUGUCGUAUUGAAAAUCCAACAUACAAUAUGAGGCAAGUUAAAUGGCUAAAAUAUAGGUAUUGAGGAUGUUCACUAAUUUGUGUUCGGAAUGCUAUGUUGAGCGUAUAGAAACCUAUGUGUGAUCAAUGUCAUGCAAGUUGCUUGCAAAGAUAUGGCAUGCACUUAAAGCAAGAAUAACAUGCAUUACAUUUUAUUUGUAUAUAUUUAUAUAUUUAUAAAACCUUUCUAAAGAGAUUGUAACAUUUAAAAAGAGGAUAUUUUUUUUACUCCGUGGGAUGAAAGGCGUGUUUUAAAGAAGGCUGUCAUUCUUCUGAAAGUACAUGCGUUUCUGCAGGGCAUAUCUGGAUCAUUUAUUUAUAUAGUGAGACUAUAUAUAUAUA
This is a messenger RNA of Oncorhynchus keta (chum salmon), 2158 nucleotides long. RefSeq names its product protein Largen-like. The transcript has 3 exons. The record is from RefSeq and is a predicted model, not a curated record. The coding region runs from base 147 to 1019 and encodes 290 amino acids. Lineage: Eukaryota; Metazoa; Chordata; Actinopteri; Salmoniformes; Salmonidae. Gene Ontology annotation, biological process: positive regulation of translation; positive regulation of cell size.